Messenger RNA from Sturnus vulgaris (Common starling), 1968 nucleotides. The record is from RefSeq and is a predicted model, not a curated record. NCBI's taxonomy places the organism in Eukaryota, Metazoa, Chordata, Aves, Passeriformes, Sturnidae.
AUGCGGCGGGACCGCGUCCCCGACGUGAAGGGCGCACAGCCCCACUAUCGCAGCGCUUCUCACAUCCCACUGCACUCCCAGUGUCCCGCCUGGACCGUGGCGAGAGCGCUCGGUCCCCACCGCACCGCCCCUCCCGUCGGGGCCCGCCGGUGCGCUCCCAAGCUCGAUCUCUCGGCCGGCGACUGCUCCGGCCUUGCGCGGGGAUCGCUUAGUGCUGCCUUCCCGCCCCCACGUGCGCCACAGCCAUGGCGGCCCCCGUGCGGGUCGGGAGCGCUGCCCCGGUGCCCGCCAAAGGUGGGCUGGGACCGGCUCCGCGCGGGGCUCCCGGUGCUGCUACCGCGCGCUGUGUUGGUUGCCUCAACGCGGGAGGCCGGGCCGGUGGCGGGAGGUGGCUCCGCCACCGUCCCGGCCACCCCCGCCGCCGGCCCGGCCCAGCUGGCCCUUUGUCGGUUGUCCCGUGGGCCGUGCGGGGAGGGUUUGGUGGCUCAUGCACUCACAGAGUUUCAUACUGCGGUGCUUUCUGGGCUAAAAAAAGCCUUCUUGUUCCCCCAAAAAGCGCUAGCAAUCUGUCCCCGCGAAGGGCAGGACGCCACCCCUUUUUUCCCUGCUUGUCCCAAGGAGUUUGAGCACAGCGACCCUUCUUCCCGCUUGACUGGCAUGAGGACAGCAAGGCUGCUGCUGGCCCAUGGCGAGCGGGGGCGCUGCGCUCUGACGGCUCCUUCGGGUCCCCCCGUUUGUCCCAUAGCCCGAGCGCGGCACGUGGCCCAGCAGAUCCCCGAGGAGAUCCUCGGGAACCCGGAGCUGCGGGAGGCGGCGGAGGCUCUGCCCCCCAACUACAACUUCGAGAUCCCCAAGACCAUCUGGCGCAUCCGGCAGGCUCAGGCCAGGAAGGUGGCCCUGCAGAUGCCAGAAGGGCUCCUCAUGUUUGCCUGCACCAUCGCUGACAUCAUUGAGCGAUUCACGGAUGCAGAGGCAGUGGUGAUGGGUGACGUGACCUACGGCGCCUGCUGCGUGGACGACUACACGGCCCGGGCCCUGGGCGCUGACUUCCUGGUGCACUAUGGACACAGCUGCCUAAUUCCCAUCGACUCCACACAGGGGCUGAAGAUGCUCUAUGUGUUCGUGGACAUAAAGAUCGAUGCUUCCCAUUUUCUUGAGACUAUUCGCUUCAACUUCACACCGGGCACCUCCCUGGCCCUGGUCAGCACCAUCCAGUUCGUCUCCACGGUGCAGGCAGUGUCACAGGAGCUGCGCUCCCAGUACAAGGUGUGUGUGCCCCAGUGUAAGCCACUGUCCCCAGGAGAGAUCCUGGGCUGCACGUCACCCCGGCUUGCUCAGGACACAGAUGCCAUUGUGUAUUUGGGCGAUGGGCGCUUCCACAUGGAGUCCAUCAUGAUUGCCAACCCAGGGAUACCUGCAUACAGGUACGAUCCCUACAGCAAAGUGUUCUCACAGGAGCACUACAGCCACGAGCGCAUGCACCGCGCCCGGCAGGACGCCAUCCACACUGCCACCAAUGCCCGCUGCUGGGGACUCAUCCUGGGCACACUGGGACGUCAGGGCUCCCCCAGCAUCCUAAAGCACCUGGAGUUGCGUCUCCGUGCCCUGGGCCGGCCCUAUGUGCGGGUGCUGCUGUCUGAGAUCUUCCCCAGCAAGUUAAAGCUCUUCCCAGAGGUGGAUGUGUGGGUGCAGGUAGCCUGUCCUCGGCUCUCCAUUGACUGGGGAGAAGCCUUCAGCAAGCCACUGCUGACACCCUAUGAGGCUGCAGUGGCUCUCCAGGACAUCGAGUGGCAGCAGCCUUAUCCCAUGGACUUCUACGCCAGCCAGUCCCUGGGGCCGUGGACAGUGAACCACGGUGGCACACAGCCCCCCCGCCGCGGGCGGCCGGCACAGGGGAAGCCACCCGCGCCCCCCGCCCCGCCCGAGGGUGAGGAGCAGCCAAGCUCCGGGGGCCCCGCAGCCUCCUGA